Molecule: messenger RNA, 11828 nt
Organism: Pomacea canaliculata
Lineage: Eukaryota; Metazoa; Mollusca; Gastropoda; Architaenioglossa; Ampullariidae
Product: serine/threonine-protein kinase SIK2-like
Exons: 9
Coding region: 850-4128 (1092 amino acids)
Biological process (GO): intracellular signal transduction; microtubule cytoskeleton organization; protein phosphorylation
Cellular component (GO): cytoplasm
Molecular function (GO): protein serine/threonine kinase activity; tau-protein kinase activity; ATP binding
Source: RefSeq, a predicted model, not a curated record
UCAUCUAUUCUUAUUUAGAAUCUAACUGUCUAAAAGCCUAUAUUAGACAGUUAAGAUUACAUUAAAAUGAUCCGUUUGUUUUUAAAGCGCUAAAAUAAUUUUAAAAUCUUGAAUUUAUCGCGGGGAUAUGGCCUAAUAGCUACUGGCACGGCGUGAAACAUAAAUAAACUCCCACGAAUCAAAUGACCGUUAGAAUAAACAACAGCAGAAACCGAUCGACAAUAAUGCUUUUUAAGAAAAAAAAAAAAAAAAAAAAAAAAAUGCCCGUGAUUUGACCGUGGCCCUAAAAAAGAUUUCAUUCGAGUCUGUUAAACUGUUAGACACGAUGCCAACAGGCUGCACCAAGCGAACCACUUGCCGCGACGAUGACUGAUGCGUUUAUUAUUGUUAUAGUUUACACGUUGGGGAUUCCCUCAGUACGUUUACUGGUAAACACAAGAUGGAACCACUACCGCUACCCUCCGUCGUCAGUCCUUUGCCUCGCUAGCUGUCUCUGAACAGAAUGUAAGACACACAUUUCUCCCUCUACCGUUUUUUUUUUUUUUCCUCCUCCUUCUUCUUUUUAUCACAAACGAUUUGCCUGCGUCAACCGUCCUUAGCAACCGUUGAAUGCGAAACUCCGCCUUCGAAUCCGAUAAUAUAGUGCAUGACGUAGUUAUGACGUCAGCGCAAGGGUGGCCAGCGCCAUGCGCGAGCAGGGGAUAGUGCACAGGCAGCUAAACAGCAACUAACUUGUGAGCAAGAAGGCAUGUCGCCUGUACGCAGGCGGUCGAGGAUAUUGACGCGACUGAAAGCAGGACAGACGAUUGAAAGUCCUUGUCGAAUGUUAUCGUGGUCAGUCGUACGAGAAUGGUGAUGAUGGCCGACACUCCCUCGUUGCAGCGACCCAAGGGACAGUCGCAAUCGGUGCGUGUCGGUUUCUACGACAUCGAGAAAACCAUCGGCAAAGGGAAUUUCGCUGUCGUCAAACUUGCUAAACAUCGUAUAACUAAGACUGAGGUGGCCAUCAAAAUCAUUGACAAGAGUCAAUUAGAUGAAUCCAACAUGAAAAAAAUUUACCGAGAAGUCACCAUCCUGAAGUUACUCAGUCAUCCGCACAUUGUCAAGCUUUACCAGGUGAUGGAAACAAAGAACAUGCUCUACCUUGUUUCUGAAUAUGCCCCAAAUGGCGAGAUAUUUGACUACAUCGCUCGCCACGGAAGAAUGUCUGAACCUGACGCAAGACGCAAGUUUUGGCAAAUACUGUCAGCAGUGGAGUACUGUCAUGAGCGACACAUCGUCCAUCGUGAUCUUAAGGCCGAGAAUCUUCUGCUUGAUGGAAACAUGAACAUCAAAAUUGCUGACUUUGGCUUUGGGAAUUUCUUCAAAGCCGAUGAACAGUUGGCAACCUGGUGUGGAAGUCCUCCAUACGCUGCUCCAGAGGUGUUUGAAGGGAAGAAGUAUUCAGGGCCACAGAUUGAUAUAUGGAGUCUGGGGGUCGUGCUGUAUGUGUUGGUAUGCGGUGCUCUCCCCUUUGAUGGCCCGACAUUACCAGAGCUUAGAGAUAGAGUUCUGUCAGGACGAUUCCGCAUACCAUACUUCAUGUCCACUGAAUGCGAGAACUUGAUUCGACGCAUGCUGGUCCUGGAUCCCAUGCGCCGAUAUACCAUUGAACAAAUCAAGCAGCAUCGAUGGAUGUUGAUGGAGGGGGGUGCCUGGAAAUCAUGCCCCUCAUCCCCUACAGUUGGGACAGUUGGGCAAAAUGCUAAAGUGGGCCAGUUUAACGAACAGAUUCUUCGCAUCAUGCAGAGCUUGGGUAUCGACCAGCAGAAGACAAUGGAGGCACUAAGGAGUGAUGCAUAUGACCACUAUACGGCAAUAUACUAUCUUCUGCUUGACCGCCUCCGGCAGCAUCGGAGUAGCUUCCCAUCUGACACACGCAUUGAUGCCAGGCGAAGGCGGCCGUCAACAAUAGCUGAACAAGCCAUGCUGCACAUGUUGCCCUCACAGGCAAUGGGACUUCCUCGGCCGCCCCUGGCUGGCCUGAAGCAAGGCCGACUGAGUCGCACCCUGGACAAUAAUAGUCCACCUAACCCUGGGGCUGGUCCCCAGGCCACAUCCCCAUAUCCCUAUGGUACCCUGGGUGCUGCUGAGUCGGACAUGAUGCCACCGCCACCUACUGUGCUUCUGUGCAUGACAGACAUGUUGCCACCUCCAAGGGCACCGGCACCCCAACCAACACCAGGAGUCAUCACAACAUCCAUCGAUGAAGGCGUUGAGGCAGACAUCAUGGACAGAGAGUCUGAAUCAAAUGAAGCCAUGGCAUUCUCAGCAGGAAGGUUUGCAGCUUUGCAGAGAGAUCCUUAUGGCAUCGGUCUUCUUCCAGAAUACCGAUACACAUACUUUGAUGGUGCGAACUUGUCAGGCGCUUCUCAAAGGCAAAGUCUCUCUGGAGCCAACAGCAGCUCCUCCCUGAACACCUUUGCCCUUGGCAGCAGUCUUUCACCCUUUGCCAGCUUUGACUCAUCACUGGAGGUUGAUAUCGCCACAAGUAAUUCUGGCACACUGUGCGGUAGUGCAACUAUACCCAUGUCCACCUACAUAAAAGGUCCAGGUUUGAGUUCUUUAGGUGGGGUUCAAGGCAUGACAAACAUUGGACAUUCUCCAUACCUACAAGUCAUGGGACCAGGUGGUUGCCUAGCAACAGCAACAGCGAGCUCUAAUCCAGUGUCAGCUACUUCCAUGACUCGUGUGACAGGGCUGGUCCCAAUGCCGAAUGGCGGUGGUGGGCGGGGUGAAGCAUCAGCUGGGGAGGACGUGCUGCAGGACAGGGGUCAGACGAGGUCACCUGUGAAUUUCCGAGAAGGCAGAAGAGCAUCAGAUGGAUUGGUUGCUCAAGGCAUCAUUGCCUUCCGACAACGGUUACGCGAGAGCAUGCGAGCAUGUGGAAUGGUGGAACUGCGACAAGAACAUCAACAGCUUCAAAGUCUCUACUCCUCGGGCAAUCUCGCUGAGAGCAGCGAAGGGGAAGCAACUCCUCCACCCUCGUCCUCACCUCCCCAGACUAUGGCUCAUCCUCAACCUCAUCGAAAGCUGUCUGCUCCUCACCAUGGGCACCGACAAUGGUCUUUAGAUGAGCAAGGUGGAGGCGGAGCAGUGGGUCGACGUCGACCCUUGAUGAAACGCAUGUCCUUGCCCUCCGAGUCCUUCGACAUUCAGCCACAUAAGCUUCUGGCACUGAAACAGUCUCUGUACCUGGAGCAGCAGCUGGACAGGGCAGGAACAGGUGCAGGCUCUGAGGAAGAUGUCGCUGCUGGAGCCCCCAGUCCCCAGUUGCACGCCCCUCAAGCCCCACCUUUGCCAAGCUGUUCCACACCACCGUUGCCAUACGAGUACACCCCAUGCAGCAAGACCCUGCAGCAGCAACUCCUGUCACACAGGCUACAGCAGAAGCGGCAAGUGUUCCAGAAACAUGGCCAUCCGCAUCAGCACGCACCCCACCCUCAUCAUCAGGACAGCGACCUUCCCCCUCCUCUGCCUCUGACCUCCCAGCUGCAACAGCUGCAAAUUGACCCAAACAACUUACCCAAGAUUGACUUCACCUCCAGCUAUCCUUCGGCAGUUCCUACCCAGGGCAGUUCUUUGUACUCUGUUUCCCAAGCUCUAUUCGGGGUCUAUUCAGUAAACUCUCUGCAGCAAAGUCUAGGACCAUCAGCAGGUCAGCACUGCAGUCCAGGUUUUCUGCCGUCUACUCUUCUUCCAGUGCCAGCUUCGGCACAGCAAGACACACACCUUCCUGCUCUUCAGCUAUCCACUUUUACUGCCCCUCCAGAGAUCCCACUAGCCACACAUGACUCCUGUGGUUACAAUACUAAUGAUGACAGCCACAGUGAUGGUGCCAAUCUGAAGAUUGAAGAUGGCUUAGUUGAGAAUUUGGCAAGCAAGGAGUCUGGGGAUGAUAGUGAACAGAUUGUGAGUGCCAGUAUGAUAUCAACCUCAGCAAACACACAGUGGCAAAGAAGACCAGGCGUGUUUAUGGCUGUGCAUCCCUUUCAAAAUGCUUCUGCUUUAUCUGUACCUGAAUCUAAGCAGAGCAACUUAUUUUUGAGUGGCACCCAGCUCUGGCUUUGGCAUACAGAAAACCGUUGACAAUGCAGAUGUUGGUCUUGCAGGCCUUAGUGCUCCUCAGUGUACGUGGAUUGAUAGCAGGUCCUCGUUCUCUUGCAAUCCCUCAGGGCAUUCUGCGCCUUUCAACAGUAUCACCACAAGCAGUUCCCGGAAUACUCCAUCUGAGAUUUUUUCGCUGCAGGGUACUGGCAUUUCCUUGCAUCCCUUGCAAGGGUUUGAUUCAGGGCUGGGUGUUGUAGAUUCAGAAGGACUAGCAUCUCAGCCACUGGAGCAGAGUUCCUUCAGCAAUCCAGGUCUGCCUGAUCAUAUCGGCACCCAAGAGACUGCUGGGAAAGAAGCCAUGAAAGGGAGUAACUUGCCUGAAGCACCUCAGAGAUAUUCUGAAUUAUUCGAAGAACAUAUGGAUGUGUCGUAAUGUGCCAGAAGACAGGUCCAGCAUCACUUGGCCGAUGUUGGUUGUUGACAGCUGUUUUAUGUUUGUAUCAUCUGUUAUUGUAGAGACUUUGUACUACUGUUAACUACUCCUAGAGUCUAGAUUUUUACCAACAACGUGUACUUGUGUUGGUGGCUUUCUCAAGCCAUUGAAAAUGUGUGACCAAAAGUAAUUUAUAGACAAUUUUGCGGUGACUUUUAAAAUUGUUGUAGAUGCUUUACCCAGUACGGGUCAGGAAAAACUGUGAUUCGCCCUCACCCUGCAAGCAUCAUAUUGUAUAUUAUUUUCCUGCAUUAUCUGCAGUCAUGUACUAGUUUGUCUGUUCUGUAUAUGUAUACAAUAGAACAGAGUGUCAUUUGUACUUGUGUAGAGUUCAGCAUCUUGUGCAGUUGUUGUAUCUAUAUUGGUGAGCCUGACUUAGAUAAUAGAAGAGAUGCUGUCUUCUGUGUGAAAGGAGUAUGCAUGUUUGUUUCCAUAGGAAAAAAAAUCUGUUUUUGUAGCCUUAAUAAACCAAAGGCAUGGACAUUCAACGAUGCUAAGGUGAAAUGUCUGACAGAUGUGUCAGACUGGAAGAAAUGAACCCUCAGGAAGGCGUUUUUUAUGAUGAUAAGCAUAUUUUUCGCAUGAAGUUCCCAUACGCUGUUAUAGCUUACUGCCUCAGUAGAACAAAAUGAUUUUGAUGUGCAUGUUUUUACAUUCACUGAUGCGGUCUUUUGCUUGCCCAUGCAGUUGAGAGAUUCCUGCACUGUUAUGUCUUGUACCACCAUGCAGUUCUGAUGAAGAUGUUGGUAAGUUGUGACUAAUUUGACAGUCAAGUGAGCUGAACUGAACUUGCAAGAGUUGUAGCUAAGUUGUGAUGCCGUGUGUAUUCUUCAAAUUUUGAUGGUGCUUGUGCUCAGUGCAAAGACAAAGCUCUAUAGAACAAUACUGGAAGACAACCCUGGACACAGGUGGAGUGGCAGAAAAAAAAUGAGUGCAUCAGAAUUUUUCCUCUGUAUGUCUCUGUUCCAGUGACACAGGGAGACGAGCCAACCACAGGCUGCUAGUUCUAGUUUCGCACUCUUGAAAUCAAUUUCUGUGAUCAGACUGUUUAGAUCUCUUUGGCCAUGCCAUGAUAAGGUACAGGCUUGUUUAUUUUGAAAAAAAUGUAGUGUUAUAAACUGUGGAGGUAAACUUUCUGCAUUUAGCUCUGUAAUGUAAAGUCGACAUGUAUAAUGUGAUUAUAUUUUACUGCAGUUGUAUACUGUUUGCAGGUUUGUUUUACCAUACAGUAUGCAUGUGUAUGUGUGUGCCUAUGCACCUGUGUGUGUGAGAGAGAGAGACGCAUGCACAUAUACUUUUGUAUGCUAUUUGUACAGCUGAGUGCAUGUUGGCAUGUAUAAGCAAGCGUGCUACUUGGCAGCGAAGUUUUAGCCAUGGUUGUAAAGGAUUUGAAACUAGAUAGAGCAUAUCCAGAAGUGUUUUAAGUGACUCUUGGAAUGCUUCAUUGCAAGUUAAAUAUUAGCCAUUAAUAAUAGUAACUUAACCAAUAAUAACAAUAAUAAUAAUACGAGACUUUGCUAUCCAGCAUACUUGCCAUAUAGCCGAACAUAUGCAGCAGUUUGUUCCUCCUUUGUCCCUAUGGCACAUGGCUCAUGAUCCUGUAGAGCAAAUGUUUAUAUAUUUGUAUUUGCAAUGAACAUGUGACAGUGUUUUCACACUGUAAAUUUUGUAUGCCGUGACUUUUUGGUCAGCUUGACCGUGUCUUCGUUCAUUGGUAAUGGUACAGUAGCAAUACAUGGCUGGCUCCAUCUUUCCCGUCCUUGGAGAUCCCACCUGGUCUCCAGACUUGACCCUCCUCACUACGGACUGCUGGUAUGGAGUAUCUAACACAAAAGCAAAAUGUUAAGGUCGCCUGGUGACUUGCUUUGUGUCUCCCUUGUUUCUUUAUUUUUUUCUCAAUGUCCCUACUCACGAAGAUCAAGUUAAGAAUGGCAUUUUAAGGAAUCCUGAUAGUCACAGAGGAUAGUGCCUGAUGGGGUUGAAACCAAUGCGACCGAGGGUCAUUUCAUUAGCAGGAGACAAUCUGAACAUGAACUUCUCAGUCCGAGCUAAAGACUCCUCUUUUGUGUGUUGUUUGUGGGGUUUUGUUUUGGGGUUUUUUUUUUUCACUUGUGGAAGAUUGUUAAAGAAAUAUGAAGCUUUUGGUAUCUUCCAGUCGCAUUGCCUAUGUGUAUUUUUUAUAUUGUUUGGUCUUUGGUGUAGUGUGGUUGGUAACAUCUGCAAACAUUUAACAGGAUUCCUCACAAAUAAUAAGCUCCCCACCACCAAACCUGACCCCCGAACUCCCAACCUCCAAAGAAAAUUGCAGAAGAUUUACUGCAUCACAUAAAUGUAAUCAGAAAAUUCAGAGAAUGGUAUUUAAAAAAAAGAGGCACUCAUUUCAAAUUGUAAAGAGGUGCCCUGUUUUUUCUGGGGUCUUAUAGCUGGUUGCAUGGACCAGGGUCAGGUUUGUAUAGAGCAGACAAGCUGUGUCCUGAUAAUCUGCUUGCUUAAUUUAUCGCCGGCAUUGAUAAUGUAGAAUGAUGGCAGGGAAGGGUAAAACUAAGGAUUACCACCACACAUCAGAGAGCAAGAAGGACCCACCCCUACCCUCUUGUUUUUGAAUUGCCUGUAAGAGAGAAUGAAAAUGUGUUUCACUCUAUGAUUAUUUUUUUUGUUUUUUUUUACUUUGUUGUUAAUGGGAGUUUCUAGGAUCUUAAAUGCUAUAUGGGCAUGAAACGCAUUGAUAUUCACUGAACAAAUACGUUGUAAGUGGGAUUUUGUUACCACUGGGCUUGUUAUUUGAUAUUGUAACCUUCAGAAUAUGUUAUGUCUUGAUACGUGCGUUGGUGUGUGUGUGUUUUGGAAAAGUGUGGAGGGAUGCAUGAAUAUUCUCAUAGCUUAAAAUGGUGCUGCCAUGAGAGGUAACAACAUUUCUCAGGAACAAUAUUUCUGCAGAAACAGGGAUAACGGAUGGUUUAUAGAAGUCUGUAAUGUUUCCCUCUCAUCUUUCACUAACCCCCAUUCCACCCAAGUCACAAUUUUCUUGCAUUGUUCAUGAUGCCAAGUUGUUGCACAUUAUGAAUAUGAGGAAUGUAAACACUGUACAUCUUUAUGAGGAUCAGAAAGUAGGAAAUGUAACUACAUGGGGAAGAUGGUCAUAAACCACAGGCAUGUCCUUGCAUGUUUAUGGUGAUCAUUAACCACAGACAUUUACUUAAUAUGUUCAUGGCUAUAUGGAGCAAGUGAAUGUACCUGCAUCUUUAUGAUAAUCGUAAACUUAUGGAGUCUGGCUGUACGGGUCUGCUCCAACAAAAUCAAGGAGGAAGGCAAUCUCUUCUGUAGUCAUAAGUACAGGAUGGUGUAUUCAGCCUUAAGGUAAUGCUGGAGUUUAGCUUGCAAGUUAUCAGACACUGUAGUCUGAAGUUUGGGCAGUUUUUUUUUUUCUCUCUCUCUCUCUUUCACCAUCAUAGUCCUGUGCUGUGGCUUUCAGGUGUUGCUGUAGGUGUUGGUAAAUAGAGGGCGUUGGGGGGGAAGUGGUUGGUAGAUUGUGUGGGUGGGUUUGCUGAUUCUUGAAGUCACCCAGCCCACUCAGUCAAUCACACCUCAUGCCAGGUCAUCAGCUAAAGGAUUGCAGCUGGUUGUAGUCAGCCUUCGUCUAAAUUAUUCGAAUUGUGACUCCUUCCUAUUGUACUUCCCCUCUGUUCCGCUUUACCUCAUUUUCUGUGUGUCUGUGGGAAUGUUGAGCGGGAGUUCCUUGGUGGCUUGUCGGAGAGGUGUAGAAAUGCCCUUUUCCGUGAGUUUGGAACAGAAGAGACUGCUACGAUCAUGUAUAUUAUAGGAGUAGCUCAACAGCUUUGGUCUGAGUUUAUUUUCUGUCUGUGUUUGAUUUGAACAGUAAAAUUGUUCAUGAUUUGAAGAAACAUUUUUAAAAAAAUUACGACGAUAGUUUUAACUUGAUUAGAUUAACACUAACGAUGGUCAUGUAAUGUGUGAAGAAUUUAAAGAAAUUACUUUUAGGAGUGUUUUCAUCUCAUGUUAUUCCAGCAGUACAUGGUUGCAUAAAAGUUGUGAACUUUGCGCUAGAAGUAAUCUUUUGACAAAUCGUGUAAGGUAACAAUAAUAAGAAUGAUAAUGUGGAAACCACAUAUUUGUUGCUCUUUGUGUUGGGGUUGGCGGAACCUUUAAUAAGAAUAGGUAAAUAUGAAAAGUACUGAUCACAUUAACAGAUGACCGUUCUUCCGAACUUUACCUACCUGAGGGGAGGAGGUAGCGGUUUGGCGAGUCAAUGAAACCCACCCGUCCUUUGACUGGACGUAAAGGUGCGGUGUCUUGCCUUUUCCAUCCCGCAGCUUCCUGCACCGGCUCUGACCCUCACAUCAACCCCCUUUCUGUCUCGCAGGUGAUAAUUUGAACAAUCCUUUUCCGAUAGUCAACUUUGUGCCUUGGUGCGAUUUCUGUACUCAGACCACAGCUAACAAACCACCCAACCAACCCUUCCCCGACUUUACCCUUCUCCCUCAUCCCACCCACCCGCCACAUUGUACAUUAGCAAAACUUUGUUACCUGUCAGUGUUUUGUUUCAAGGGGAAAAAAACUAUUGAGAAGUGUUCGCUGAAUGUUCUUAUCAAGAGCAAAACAUAAUCUGCUUGUCUUUCGACUUAGGGGACGUGUUUGCGAUCGUGCGCUCUUGUGUUGUGUUUUAUUUUUGUAAGGGAGGGUGGGAAGAGUGGAGAGGUGCCAUGACCUCUGUAUCAUCUUGUGCAGCUUCAACCUGCACGUGGCCAGCCUGGUGAAGCACAACCUUUCCUGCUUCAAUGCUCUUCUUAGCCGAAAAGGUGACUAAUGUUUGGGAGUGUUUGACGGUUGUAUAGUCACUUCGCCAAACACCCACAUGCUCAACGAAGUGUGUCCGGUUAGUCAGUGCUCGUGUGGACUUAUGAAAGUUUAGCUUGUUGUUUGUUGUGUGUUAAAGGGCAAUGGAGUUGAUGGCAGUUUUGUAACUUACUUUCCUUUCUAUUUAAGUUUUUUUAAUAUUGACAAAGACUAGAGUUCUGUGUACUGACAAAGCAGAAAGCCUGCCUUGUUUUUGUGAUACUGUGCACAGAUAGCGGCGUUACAAUUUUCAUUCGUUGAUUUCAAUCAUUUUUUGACAAUCAGACGGCAGAAAAGGCCUUUUGUUGCUUCCAUCUUUUACCUGGUCCUUCUGUGCGCCUGCUGACCUUAUGUCUUGUGGCUUUGCUGAGUGAGGCUUUAAACACAUUUUUCUUUUUGUGUGUCCUGCGAACUUCCAUUUUCCUCCCUCUUCUGUUUCCGUUGUUGUCACUUUUUUUUGUCUAAAUUAUUUAGUUUUUGAUUUUUUUUUUCGGUCCACCAUCUCACAUAAUGUCAAUGUUCCACCUUGUUUUGUGUUCCCUAUCGUGGGACUCCUUGAGUGCCCGAGUCCCAUUCUGCCAACAAGCGACUUCUUUCUUUUAGUUUGGUUUUUUUUUUGUUUUUUUUUUCCUUAAUAGACCACAUGACGGUUAACGAGUCUUUCGAAGUGAAAUGCAUCUUUCACUUCACUUUCACAUUCACGCACCACUUCGUGCGACUGUUGCGGAGUGUGUGCGUUAAGAUUCCCGGUGAUAAUUAAGCAUAUUACACAUUAACAGAAUAACGUGCCUGGGUCAGUUCUUCGUCUUGCCGACUUUUAAAACUUCAAUUUUUUUUUUAUCUGUUUAAGCUUUUUUUUUUCUACAAUCCUCAACCCCCUACUUCCUGCUAUCAUGGGGUCCUCAUCUGUUCUUAAGUUUCUUUGCAUAUUUGACAACCUCUUCUGCUCUCACUCACACACAUACACACCCUUUGUUGAUUCUCUUCGGUCGGUGUCAACGCAUGAUGAUGGUGAGAUGGCCUUUAGUUUGUUUUCCAGGCUGGAGAGUUCUGACGACAAUCUCAUACAAUAUUGUACAUGUGGCUUGUAUGAAACAUCAGGACUGUGUCGUAGACACACAAACACAAGAAAGGCCUUGUUUGCUUGUUGCCUGGAGGCAAGUUAUUAACCUGGUGGUGGCAUCAAGCGUUUUGUUUGCGAGUGUGAUCACGCGCUCGGUGAGGGUUUUGUGAAAGACGAGUGGCUUAUGCAACAUGAUUAUUUUUUAUGAUCAUGGCACAAUUGGAAAAUGUUGAUCGUCGUUGUAACCGAGGUGAAUGAGCAUGCAAUUUUUUUUUUCCAUUUCUCCCAAACGAGACGCAGUUCACAUGCUGGUCAUGAAUAUGGAUUGCGGCAUGCAAUGGCAAACAGAUGAAAAUGAAGACAUAACCGUGUAAGGUCGCAUGCAAGAGCGAACAGGUCAAAGAAAAAAAAAGUGUGACGAGGUGUUUACCUGACAGUUAUGUAUCUACCUGCUUCGACACCCCUGUCCCUUCUCUCUGGAGCUGUGUAUGAGUGUUAAUGUUCGCUCUGGUCUUCGACAUCAAAGAAGCGUGGAGUCGCAUCUUUAAUAAUCCUUCGAAUUGUUUUGAGCUGUGGCAUAGAACAAAAGGAAAUGAUCGUCUUAUUCUUUGUGUUAUGUGUAAGUUUUCGUGUCUCUGUUCGCAGGGGGGAGAGGGAGUUCCAGUCGUAUGAAUUACCUCCCUCCUCGUCGUCGUGGUCGUCAAAUCGUGUUGGUAGGAGGGGGAUGGCGAUUAUCUCCCCCUCGUACCUCCCCAGCUUCCUUGGUGUUCACACAUAAAAAGAACGUAACAUUGCCUAGCACUUGAGUACCUCAACUGAUCACGUGUCUUGUUGCCAUAGCUACAGUAUAGUGACCUCUGCUGUCUGACCGACCCCCCCAGGUGCAUGUUGGAGUUGCUGCCGCAUGGUGUGGAAGGGACUUGGGGCGCCAGGGUCCGUAAACAGAAUGUCUUUGUUCACUGCAUUGCGUGGAACGCACUUGGAGACAAAAGCACCGCAUCUUUGGUUAUUUCUUGCGAGGGCUUUUUUUUUUUUUUUUUUUUGUCUGGUAGGGGUGGGGAUGCCCUUGUUGGUAUAAUUCAUUUUGUGAUAAGGGGAGACAAUAACUUACCGACCGUACCCCUUGAUUGUAAGUAGUGUAAAAGAAUGUAUAUGCUUUUUUUUUUUCGGUGAUAGCCUGUAUAAUAUAUCUCGUGAAGCAAGUCCCAGACCUUGACCCUGUUCAUUGACCUUGUGACGUGCGUUCUUGUCGUGUGCAGUAUGUACUAGUCACAACUUCAAGUUAAGAAUAAACGAAGGGGCCGUACUCAGCUCCUGUCAUAGAAAAUA